UAGGGAGCGAAGACAGUGGAAAUAGAAAACACAGAAAACCGACUCCAUAGUGAAGCGUGCUCGUAAGAAAAAUCGGCGAGUUAAACCAUUCGAAGACGCACAGUGAAAGACGCAAUCGUAAAGAAGCGAAAUUUGCUUGCGUGUGUGUGUAUUGGUAGGGGACGCCACUGCAGAGCCGAGAGAGCGCGCGCAUUCCGCGAAGAGACGUCUUGCCGCAAGAAAACACGAACAGCAGCAGCAACAGCAACAGCAAAGCAGCCAUGGAAGAGGUUUCGGUAAAGAAGCGCGGCAGGCCCCCAAAGAACCCUGGUGCAAGUCCGAGCGUGGUGGACGCCGCCGCCACGAUUCCGAAGAAGCGUGGUCGCCCACCAAAGAGUGCUAAGGCUCAGCGCGGCCGACCGUCAAAGAAACCAAUCAAUCUAAGCGAGAGCGAGGGUGAAGGGGAUGGUGAUGGUGAUGACGAUUCCUAUGAGAAUGUGGCAAAGACUGUGGCGUCGCCCCAACCGGCGUCCAAGGGCCGCGGUCGCCCACGCAUCAACAACUACGAUGCUGAGGUCCCAGCUAAAUCAAAGACCACAUCGUCCAAGCGGCGCAAGCUGGGCCGCCCCAGGAAGCAUCAGCCCAGUGAGAGCGAAGAUGAGAAGAGCGACGAUGAUGAUGAAGAGGUUCGUCGCCCGCCGGGACGUCCUCCGACUGGGUCCGUCAAUCUGAAUAUUGUGCGCACCGGACGCGGCCAGGGCAGGCCAAAAACACAUGUGGAGAAACGUCCCGCUGCCCCGGCAGCCGAAUGGACCGGUGAUGGACCUCCACCCAAGAAGCGCGGUCGUCCAGCAUUGAACAAGCAAGCUUAUGUGCCAACUGGUCGUCCACGAGGUCGUCCAAAAGUCAACAAGCCUGUUGAGGAGGAGGACGACGAUGACGAAGAAGAAGAGGAAGAUGACGACUCUGUGGAGGAGCAGAUCGUGCAGCCUGAGAAACCAGCUGCCGCUGCAUCUUCCCCUGUAGUUAAGAAGCGUGGACGCCCUGCAGGACCAAACAAGUCGUUGAAUGAGGGAGCUCCCAAGCCGCGCGGACGUCCCCCAAAAGCCAAUCACAGCGCCUUGAACCACGACCAGGAUGAAGACGAUUCCAAUGAUGAUGCCGCAAGCAAGAAACCAGCCGAUCGCGCCCGCGCUUUUAAUGACGCUUACGAAGGUGCAGCCUCUUCGAAGGAUGACUCCAAGUCGACAUGCGACGGCGAGGCCGCCAAUGAUACCGCCGAAACCGUUGAUUGCGAGUCCGAUGCCGCAGGUCCCGAAUCAGGCACUGCCUAAGCAUCUCGACAUUUAUAUUAAUUUUAGGCAUACAACAAACAUAAGAAUUAAUACCUUCGGCACCACAGAUCACAUAAUACAUGAAAGGAUCCAGAAACUUUCCAUUCCGCCGCCGCCGCCCCCCCCCCCCACACACUCAAAUCAGGACAGAACCCUCUAUAAAUACUUACAUAUAUAGGGCUAAGAAAUUUUGAAAUCGGAAAUGUUUGUCCCCGUAUAUUUAUUUUGCAUAUUCCAUUGAAGUAUUUCAAUCGUUUCAAAAUGCAAAUGCACAAUACAUCCUAUUUCUAAGAAAGAAAAGGUGAGAAAAAAAUGUAUUUCCUCUAUAAUUUUCACUAAGAAUUGGUCGAAAUGACUACACCGUUUAAAAAUUAAAAUACACAUGUAUGUAUAUGUAUUAGAA
Molecule: messenger RNA, 1716 nt
Organism: Drosophila persimilis
Lineage: Eukaryota; Metazoa; Arthropoda; Insecta; Diptera; Drosophilidae
Gene: D1
Product: chromosomal protein D1
Exons: 3
Coding region: 261-1313 (350 amino acids)
Molecular function (GO): DNA binding
Source: RefSeq, a predicted model, not a curated record